AAUAUAAACAACCAUUACUCUGUAAGUCAACGUGAAAUGUCCUCCUUCUCCGCUCCUCCUUCCAACCACCGACUAUCUCCGUUCUCUUCCUCGUCUUCUCCGUCAGACUCCGCCGCACUGACCCCACCGACACGACGGAGGGGAAAGCCGAGGAGCGGAGCGGAGACUCGGUGUUUAUGUGAGACUGACCGAGGUCAAGGUGGGAGGGUCGCCGUAAACAGUCAAUGGGAUGCUGCAGCCUCACAGCCAGUUUCUCUCCCGGUAUUGUUCCUGAGAGGAGAACUGAACUGAAUGCACGCAGCACUGACGAGAGAGGGUGUUGGAGGCCAAGGAUUUAAUAGACCUGUCAACUGUCUCGAGAGGGGAGCAACAGAGGAAGAUAAACACGAGAUUGGACAGGAGGAGACGGAGAUAAGAAAAAAGGCUGGUGAUUGUAACUGAGGAGAGUCAUACAACACAGGAAUGAAGGAGUGAGAGAUCAGUUCAUGGGGAAAUGGAGUAAAACAGCAAACUACUGUAUAAUACAUAUUGGAGUGUGCCUGAUACCAAUGGACACCUUCAGUGGUCCUGUGGAGUCCAUGCGUCGAUGAUUCACAGCUGGUUUUGCGGCUUGAGCCUGACCAUGUUCACUGGAGCGAGAUCAUGACUUUACUCAACGAGUCAGACGAGGCCUCCUCUCCCACCUUCCCUCUCUCCUCCUUUGAGCAUAAUUUCUCUGUCUUUGUCACCAAUGAGCCCUCGUACCCCCCUGUGUCCUUGCCCACCUCCUCCUCCUCCUCCCUGCUGACGUCCUCCAACUGCACAAACUCUACUUUGACCUCCUCUCCUCCGUACAACUUCUACGCGGUGCUGUUAGUCCUCCUGAUCUUCUGUGUGGUUUUUGGUAAUGUGCUGGUGUGCGUGGCUGUGUCUCGGGAACGUGCUCUGCAGACAACCACCAACUACCUCAUUGUCUCCCUGGCUGUGUCCGACCUGCUGCUGGCCACACUGGUCAUGCCCUGGGUGGUCUACCUAGAGGUGGUGGGAGAGUGGCGCUUCAGUCUCAUCCACUGUGACAUCCUGCUCACCCUGGAUGUCAUGAUGUGCACCGCCAGCAUCCUCAACCUCUGCGCCAUCAGCAUCGACAGAUACACAGCGGUGGCCAUGCCGUUGCUCUACAACACCAGAUACAGCUCCAGGAGGAGGGUGGCAGUGAUGAUUGCUGUGGUGUGGUUCCUCUCCUUCGCCAUCUCUUGCCCUUUACUGUUUGGGCUGAACAAUACUGCGAGCCGUAAAGGCACCACAUGCAGCUUUGCAGACCCAGCCUUUGUGGUGUACUCAUCCGUGGCUUCCUUCUACGUUCCUUUCAUCGUAACUUUGCUGGUGUAUGCGCAGAUUUGCGUGGUGCUGCGCAAACGAGGCAGACGCACCGCCCCACCAUGCAGGCACGGUCUGUUUUCACAAGGUGAGGCCGAGCCAGGGGAAGGCCAGCGGCACCGGAAGAAUAAAUGUACACAACCAGAAGAUGUAAAGUUGUGCACAAUGAUCCUGAGACCUGCCACGGCAGCCCCACAACGCAAGAAAGUGACCCUGGUGAAGGAGGCGUUGGUUCACCCCCUUGAGGUGGAACCGGGUCAGUUCCUUCCACGGACCGAGCAGAGCCUGGCUCCUCCCCCUGCGCCCCAGACCUCAUCUUCUCACUCCAGACGGCCCCGGAUCUCCCUGUCCAUCUCAGUUGGACCUGCCCCUGUUCUUCCCUCAACUGUGACACGAUCGGCCCUGACACCUCGUCCUCCGACCCUCGAUGACGGCAUGAGGGGCCGGGAGGGAUGGAGGGAACGCAGCGGAGGCAGGGAGAAAUGGUGCAUCACCAAGGAGAGGGUGCGAGGGAGGCUGUCGCAGCAGAAGGAGCGAAAGGCGACGCAGAUGCUCGCGAUUGUGCUCGGUGUGUUCAUCAUCUGCUGGCUCCCUUUCUUCUUGACCCAUGUGCUGAAGGCCCACUGCAGGAGCUGCUGCAUCUCGCCCUCACUGUACAGCGCCGUUACCUGGCUGGGAUACCUCAACAGUGCCGUCAACCCUGUCAUCUACACCACUUUCAACAUUGAAUUUCGCAAAGCCUUCAUCAAGAUCUUGCACUGCUAGGUCAGACAUAUAAGAGGCAUCAGCUGUCAAGAAACAAAAAAGAAGCCUGACAUUGGUUUAAGAUUUGAGGGCAGAGAAUAGACGAGAAAGUAAAGAAUAAGAACUCUGGCAGGUAGGCGGAAUGAGACAAUACACUGAACAACUGAUAAGUCAAAGUGCAGCAUACUUUAAGGAAAAUUAACAAUGAGACAGUUGUAACUUGUAAGUGUGAUGGCAGAGAACAUGGCAUACAGAGGGAAAAAAGUGUGUGACAAGUCGCAGACAGCUACAAGAAACACAAGCAAGCUGGAGAUAUUUACAGGAAAGCAGACAUGCACUGUGAUGUGUAUAUAUAUUUUGAAAAGGGAAUAUGAGAGGACAGAGAAUCUCACCGCAGCACCCUGACUCAGAGACUCCACAUAUGUAAGACUCCCAGUGACUUGACAAUUUUUCCAGUUUGGAACACUUGAUUUGUGUCAGACUCACUGUCGUAUUUUCUUGUGAUCUUGACAAACCAUCUUGUUAUUUGUCCGCAUGUCUUUCUCAGAGGAUUGGAAUAAGUUAAGGCAGAAAAAGAAACUUUGAUGUGUAAGUCCAGAUUUAAACUUAGUUUUAAUCUCAUGCCCCACUGUUGAUCUUUUUUGCACUUCUUUGACACCUUUGCAAAAAUUAUAUCCAGUUUACAAUUAUAGAUUCAAAACUGUUUUAAUCCAAUUUAAUGUGUAAUUUUUUUUAACUUUAAAUAAGUGUGCAUUAAUAUACAAUUUUAUGUCAAAAAUAAUCAUUUACCAGUUCAGAACUUGGAUUGUACAACCAAAUUAUAAACAUAGUAGUAUUUUUGUUCAGCACUCAUUUUAUUUUGAAAAUCUCACUGUCUUAAUGAAUUGAAAACCCUUUAUUUGCUCCAAAUGAGGUUUUAUUUGACCUGAGUCUCAGCAUGAACAAUGUUUGUAGAAGAAUGAAGAAAAUAAGUUGGAUAGAAUUACCAAAAUUGUAAAGUACAUAUGACAACACAGUGAAUGAACAAGAGAACAGCUGAUUAUAAAAUGCAAGCAAUUUAAGUCCUUUUUUCAUAGUCCAGUUAAGUACAUUUUCCACACCUUGUCAGUGGCCCAGAGAGUGAGUGUGUAAAAUUCUGCAAGUAUUGCACACAUUUGAGCAGUUAAUAUUCAGAUAGGACUCCAUGUGCAUCCUGAGAAUUGUGAAUGAGCCUUGUUUUAUUUGAACUUUUUCUAGCUUUCAUAUCAAUAUGAUGUAAAAUCUCAGUGUGGGUAUUUAUCCUGUUUUUUUUUUUUUUUUUUGUUUUGUUUUUAAUCCUGAUAUAGCAAGAAGCUGUGCGUGUGUGUAGGUCUGUGCAUUUUAACUAUCCUCUCCCAAAAGAUUUAUGCAAGUUGUAUCAAAUAUUUACAAGAUUCCUUGGCAUCUGUGCUCUUGAAAGAUCUUUUUAAAAUAUUAUUGAUUACCCCAGAGCUCACACCUAAAAGCACAUCAAGCCUCUCAACACUGGUAGUGAGCAGGUUUCAGCAUAUUAGCGACCUUAGUUUUAUCUGCUAGUAUGUUUCAUUAUCACUUGUACACUUUCGAUUAGCUCUAACUCAUUUGUCAUUUUGGGAAAUACUGUAUAUUUGCUUUUUUGCAAAAAGAUAGAGAAAAUUAUCACUUAUUUCUCAAAGUUAUUACUAAAAGGUUGAAAGAAAUUGCUUAGAAUUUGCUUACCUCUAACCCCUGCCCAUUAACAUGUUUUAUUGUUUAAUUCAUGCAAAACUGAAGUGUAAAAAUGACAAGUUGUUGGAAUUAAUUCACAUGAAGUAUCCAUCUGAACUCUCUGCUGCUUACCUGGCAUGAACUUAUUGAAAUCUAGUGUUGUUAGUCUUGGAUUUUAUUUUUUUUUUCCUUUAAUGUAACUUCCAGUGAUGGAAAUUUUGCAGCCCCUUUAAAAGUUGACACCUUUCUAGCUCCUUUAUCAGGCGCAAGUUAUCAUCACUAUCAGACAUUCCUGAAAUGAACUCAUAAUAAUGACUGCAAUAACAACCUUCAAAUGUAACUCCAAUCUCCCAGAAUGUCAAACUACUGCUUUAAAACUCAUCAUAAUCAUUUAUUUAUACUGUUGUGCCAUUAAGUCAUCCUAAUAGAAUUUCUGUUUUCCAAAACGCAGUCACUGGUAAACUAAUUUCCAUGAAUAUAAGAAGCAGAAGUAAAUGCAGAGAAAAACUCCAUCAUAUAUCACUGCAUCCAUUUUAAGAUUCAAGUCCCCAUGCCCGAAAGUUUGAUAGUUAUGGAAAGAGAUUUAAAAGUUUAGUUCACAGUCUGUGUGACUUGCACUUUUCUGACAGUAACUCUGCUGUCCUGUCAGCAAACCCCACUGAUGUGUCUCUGCACAGGAUGAAACAAAUGAUUAUAUUAAGUUGCAAAUGCAGCUGUACCUCGAGGGCUGCAGUGGAGACGCUGAACAAGACAUCCUUCUCUGCUGACUAAUGGCAGAGGGAAGAAAAACUGGCAGAGCUAUGUGUAUCUGACAAACUCAGAUUGGUGUAUGUUGCCAGUCAGUUUAAUUGGCGUAAACAAAGACUCUGACACCAAUAUGGGGGCAAAUGAAGCCUGCAUGCUUUAUUUAUUCUCUCAUUCAGUCGAUGUUGCGAGCAGGUGGGGAGGAUGCAACACCAAACUCAAGUUACAAACAACAAGCAGGCAGUACUUUAGCACGUGAAUGUAUUUAACUGUAAUAUACAUUAUGUACUGAAGCAGCCUCAAAGUCUAUAAAAAACGCAUUGAAAGAGAAAACUAAAUUUAAAAAACAGCACCCCAGAGAUUUUUUUUAGAGAGUGAAAGCAAAGCUGCAAUAGAAUAGAAAACAUUUUAUACAACUAAAUUACAGAGAAACAAGGCAUUUUAAGAGGAAAUACGAAUGACAGACAUUUCCAGUUUGUGAAAUAUUUCUUUUUGUUAUGUUCAUAUUUUUAUGUGAAUGCCAGUCAUUCUAAUUUCAACCUGAAAUAUUUUGGCAACCACUGAAUGGAUUGACAGGCCCCGUUGAAUGUAUUCAUGUUCCCCAGAGGAUAGAUCCUGCUGACUUCUGUGAUCUUGUACCUUUUCAUCUAGCAUCAGUUUGAUGAUGACAAUGUUUUAGCGAAUUGUCCAAAAACUGAAAAUGUCAGAAACUGGUGGCAUAAAAUUGGGUGUAUGAAUUCAUGUUCCACACAUGGUAAAUUAUUAAAACCUAAGCGAUCCCCUGACUUUUUAUCCAAAUGCAAAAUUUUAAUUUCUCAUAAACUGAUAGUAUUCCCAUAGAGCAUAGCUUUUUUGUGUGUGUUUAGUACUGAUUACCAAAUGUUAGCAUGUUGACUUUACUGUUACACUAACUUCAGGUCUUACACUAGUCAGGCGUCAUUUGGGACAUGCAAACAUCUGGGGCAGAUUUUCACGCUGAUGAUCUUGGUGGUGAAGUUGUCUUUGGUUUUUGCUGGUACGAUGACACAGUGAAUCAUUGCUGUUUGUUGACUGUAUAGUAAAGUGUUAAUAACUAAUACAUUUAGCUAUCAUUUAUAGAUCUACAGUCAAUUUUACAGAUUUUUCCAUCCACAGGUGGGCAUCUGACAGGGUUGCUAUGUGUGAUUGUUGUUUUUGAGAAACAUGUUAGCAUGCUAACAUUGGCAUUUGCAGAGCUACGUAUUAGAAUGGCUGCUGACUCUUCAUUUUCAUUCACUAAUUUUGUUGAGCACAUUACAGUAUGUUUUCUGUCUUUAUGAUAUGAAAUUAUAGUUUCCAGGUUGGUCAAUAUGCUUUCAACCGACUAAAUUUUCAUUGGUCAGACAAUCACUGGUUUUACUUUAGAGAAAAAUUGUACAUCAACAGUCUUUCAGGAUUAAUCCAUUAGUUUGGGUUUUUUUUUUUACUUUUUUUGGAAUUAAUUUCAGUUUCUUUUGUAAAAUGUGUUUUGCACUGACAUGCUGUGGCAAUACUAACAUUCAAUACCUCUGCUGAUGUCGUCAUGUCUCCUCCUCCAUGCUUGAUCUCUGAAAUUAACUAAGCAGUGUAACCUAGAAGAUGCUGAGUAACGCUACGCCCGGUUUGUUGUCGCUGCCAGCACCUCGCACUGUCUGAUGCCAUCAUGCGAUAGGAUGAACAAAAUACCCCUGAGAAGAUUGAGAGUACACACCAACACCCACAGAUACACAAUAAUCACCUCUUCAGAUUCAUAAUAGGAGCUUGAUUGUUAGAUACAGUACAUAUCUUCCAACUAUGUGAAAUUCAACCUUGUGUCUGUGCUGCCCUUAUAGUCCUCUGUACUUGUGUGGUGUGGUGUGGUGUACAUUACCCUCUGUUGUUAAACUCUGACCCAAGCUCACAAUUAUCCCCAUGCAUAUUUCAUCGACUCCCAGUGACACCGAGGGCAUGUAUCCGUUACUGACCCAACUGCUGCCGCCUUGACUGUUCUGACAAGAGCAGGAAGAUUAGGUUGGAGAGGGAAGAAGUGUUUGAUGGGAACCUGUGCAGGCUUGAAGAGGUUGGAUUCACAGUAGGAAGAGCAGUUAUCUUUGAAUCAAGGAUGCGCCGGAGCAAGCAGGGCGCUUUUGGAGUCUUGUCACUGAUGUCGCACCGGUGAUGCAUUUCUUUUCUACGCUGAGCUACAAGCUGCUUUAAUACGUGGAGGAGCCACGCAGAUGAAAAAUCCCAUGCAUACGAAUGAAGAAGACACUUGCAAAUCUAUCCAGCUGACAUUCUGGUGAGAGUUCCAGAAAAUUUGUGUGAAGUAAUUGUCAGCAAAGGUGUGAUGAGACUUUGAGAUUUAAGCCUGUCAGUCAGAUAUAAUGCUUUCAAUAGUAGGUGUCUUUUCCUGCGUACGUAUUAGUAAUUUAAAAGCAAUUAAAAAGUUAAUUCUCUUACA
This is a messenger RNA of Amphiprion ocellaris (clown anemonefish), 6985 nucleotides long. It is a transcript of the gene drd2l, whose product is annotated as dopamine receptor D2 like. The transcript has 10 exons. The record is from RefSeq and is a predicted model, not a curated record. NCBI's taxonomy places the organism in Eukaryota, Metazoa, Chordata, Actinopteri, Pomacentridae. Gene Ontology annotation, cellular component: presynaptic membrane; glutamatergic synapse. The coding region runs from base 643 to 2121 and encodes 492 amino acids. Gene Ontology annotation, biological process: adenylate cyclase-activating adrenergic receptor signaling pathway. Gene Ontology annotation, molecular function: dopamine neurotransmitter receptor activity, coupled via Gi/Go; G protein-coupled receptor activity.